This is a messenger RNA of Macrosteles quadrilineatus (aster leafhopper), 6932 nucleotides long. RefSeq lists its product as uncharacterized. Lineage: Eukaryota; Metazoa; Arthropoda; Insecta; Hemiptera; Cicadellidae. The coding region runs from base 69 to 5330 and encodes 1753 amino acids. The transcript is spliced from 36 exons. The record is from RefSeq and is a predicted model, not a curated record.
AGCCCUAUUUUUAGUCGCCUCCUGGUCGGUGGAUCGUCGGCUUCACUCGCGGGGUCGCGGGAGUAACGAUGGGAGUGCUAGCGAGGUGCUGUCUAUGGACAGUACUCCUGCUAUUGCUGUGCGACUGUGUGCCCGUCCUCGCCGCUAAGAAGGCUGCCGAACCUGCACCGCCGGCGGCCAAGGAGAAGAAGCAUUCCGAACCCGUGAUCGAGGAAGUGACCGCGAAGCAACUCGAACGAGUUCUCAACGAGAAAGACUUCGUGGCGGUGUUUUGGUAUGCGAGAAGUUGUAUAACAUGUGAUAAAGUGUUAGAAGAAUUAGAGAAGAUUGACGAUGACACGGACUCAUUCGGUGUGGACUUUGUCAAGAUCAACGACAAAAGACUGGCCAAGCACUACGGGAUCAAGAACUUCCCCGCUCUCACCUAUUUCCGCGAGAAAGAACCCAUCAUCUAUGAAGGUGAUCUAAUGGACGAGGAGGGUGUCCUGGACUUCCUGACAAGUCUGGAAGCGAUGGAUCUACCCGACAGGAUAGAGGACGUCAACGCCAGAAUCCUCUUGAAGAUUGUAGAGGACACUGACUACGUCGCUGUUCUAUUUUGUCCAGACAUGUGUGGUCCUGGCCCUGGCUCUAACAAACCACAGUGCAAGAAGUGUCAGAAGGCGUUGCAAGAACUGGAGAACAUCGAUGACGAGGCGGAUCAACUGGGCAUUGGCUUCGUGAAGAUCUGCGAUGAAGACCUAGCAGACGAAUACAACCUAGGAGAGCUGCCGAAACUGGUCUACUACCGACAUCAGAUACCCAUCAUAUAUGAAGGUGAGCUGACCCGUGAGGAAGAUGUGCUGGAGUGGCUUGUACAGAACAAAUCAACCGGAGACGAGGAAGACGUCAUCGAGGAUGUGACCGCCAAAACUCUGGAAACUCUCAUUGGAUCCAUCGAUAAUCUUGUUGUCCUCUUCUAUGACAAUGAUGAUGAAGAAUCGAUGCAGGUGCUGGGAGAGCUAGAGAAGAUCGAUGAUGAUUGUGACAAGCACGGCAUCCAGUUCGUUAAGAUUGACGAUGUCAAAGCAGCCAAAGACUUUGGUAUUGACGAGAUCCCCUCCAUCGUCUACUUUGAGAAACAGAUUCCGAACGUUUAUGAUGGUGACAUUGAGAAUGAGGAUGAGAUCUUGGAGUGGUUGGUAGAUCAGCUGGAGCGUGAUGAGAUUGAGGAUGUGACGGACGAAAUGCUCGACCGGCUGGUCAAGGAGGGAAAGACCCUCACUGUAUUGUUUUACGACAAUAACGAUCGCAAGUCUCAGCGUGUUCUCAACGAGUUGGAGAACAUUGAUGACGAAUGCGACAAGUUGGGCAUUGUGUUCGUCAAGAUCGACAACACAGAGGAGGCAAAGGAAUACGGCAUUGAGAAAAUCCCGGCCCUCAUGUACUUCGAGAAGGGCAUUCCAAUGAUGUAUGAAGGUAACCUGGAGGAGGAGGAGAAGGUGCUCAAGUGGUUGGAACACCAACAGAGCAAUGAUGAGAUUGAGGAUGUGACGGAUGAGAUGCUGGAUAUGCUCAUCUCCAAGAUGUCACACGUUGCUGCUCUCUUUUACGAUAAAGACCAAAAGAAGAGCCAGAAGGUGCUGGCUGAGCUGGAGAACAUUGACGACGAAUGUGAUCAAAACGACAUUGCUUUCGUAAAGAUUGACAAUGACGCCGAAGCCAAGGAAUAUGGCAUUGACACCUUACCCGCCCUUAUUUAUUUUGAAAAACGCAUUCCAUAUUUGUAUGAUGGUGAUCUGACCAAGGAGGAGGAUCUCCUUAGUUGGCUGAUCCACCAGAAACGUCACAGUGAGAUUGCCGACAUCACCGACGAAAUCCUAGACAAACUAAUUGAAUCUGUGGACUACCUCGCCGUCCUGUUUUACGACAAGGAAGACAAACAGGACAUCCGAGUUUUGAAUGAGCUGGAGAAUAUUGAUGAUGACUUGGACAAGGAAGGGAUCACCAUGGUCAGGUUGGACAACCUGGAGGAGGCGAAGCAGUACGGCAUCGACCACCUGCCUACACUGCUGUACUUUGAGAACAAGAUACCUGCCAUAUACGAGGGUGAUCUUCUGAAUGAGAAUGAAGUGCUUGAAUGGCUAAUAGAGCAGAAGGAGACUGCAACUAUUGAAGAAGUAACUGAUGAAAUUCUCAAAGACCUGAUUGAAGAACAUGAAUACGUAGUUGUAUACUUUAGUGGCCGCUGCGAGGAGGGCCAGGAAUGUGAUAAUAUCUUAGAAGAGUUGGAAAACAUUGACGAUGAGCUUGAUGAGACAGGAAUCAUCUUUGUCACCACCGAGGACACAGGCUUUGCCAAGAAACAAGGCAUAAAAACCUUCCCAUCACUGAUCUUCUUCCGGAACAAGGAACCUCUAACUUACAAAGGGGAUAUUGAGGACGAAGACGAAGUAUUGACAUGGCUCACUGAUGAAGAGACUCUAGAGAUCCCGGGACGCAUCGAGGAAGUCAACACCAGGAUGUUGGAAAAGAUCUUGUCUGAAAAUGAGAACGUUGUUGUGUUCUUCUAUAAAGAAGCUGACAAAAAGAGUCAAAAGAUCAUCCAGGAACUUGAAAACAUUGAUGAUGAGUGUGAGGAGAAAGAGAUUGACUUUGUGAAGACUUCGGACGAAGGAGUCGACAAAGAGUACGAUCUUCCAUCACUACCAACUCUGGCCUUCUACAGAAACAAGUUUAGGAAGAUCUACCCAGGUGAUUUGAUGCAAGAGGAGGCCAUCUUGGAGUGGGUUCUGGAGCUGUCUGAGUCAAGUCCAGACGUCAUUGAGAGUGUGGAUCGCAAGACUCUUCAAAUGUUGAUAAAUGAUGUUGAACACUUGGCGGUAUUCUUUUAUGACGAUGAUUGCGAGUCUUGUGAACAGAUUCUCGAGGAGUUGGAGACAAUAGACGAUGAUACGGACGAACACGGCAUUCAGUUUGUCAAGAGCAAAGACUCCAAGUUGGCGUCAGAAUUGGGCAUCUUCAGCUUCCCUGCGCUAGUAUACUACGAGACAGGAGUCCCCAUCAUGUAUGACGGAAAAUACAGAUCUGUAAACAUAGCCACAGCAGAAGAAGGUAAUCUGUUUGAUGAAGACGAGGUACUACAUUGGAUGAUCAAGCAGAAGACUGACGAGAGUAUUGAAGACAUUGAUAGAGAAACGUUGUUUGAGUACAUCGACACUAAGGAGUUCCUGGCAGUGGUGUUUUACUUGGAAGAGGACCCGUUCACAGUCAAAGUGCUGCGUCAUGUUGAGUUGAUUGAUGACGAAGCGUCCGAGUACGGGAUCAAGAUCGUCAAGUGUUCUGACCGACUCAUGGCCAAGAAGUACGGCUAUCGCAACCCUCCUGGUGUCACGUACUUCCGCAAAGGGAAAUACAUCAACUACGAUGGAGACAUUGAUGAUGACGAAGAGCUUCUUGAUUGGCUGACAGAUCCACAAAACAUGGAGCUGACGGAACACAUAGAGAAAGUCAACCGGAAAAUGUUCAACAAAAUACGGCAGACAUCUGAUUACAUCGCAGCAUUCUUCUACAGUGACGACUGCAAGCAGUGCGACCGAGUGCUGGCCGAGAUAGAACACAUUGAUGACGAGGCCGAGGGUGCAGGAAUAGACUUUGUCAAGAUUGACGACAAGCAGAUGGCUAAGGAGUUCGGAGUCUUUGCUCUGCCCGCUGUACUGUUUUUCAAAAUGAGCUCCAAGGAACCCGUCAUCUAUGCUGGUGACCUAUACGAAGAACAAGACAUUCUGAACUGGCUGCUCACACAGAAGGAUCCGUCAGGCGAUGUCAUCGAUGAAGUCAACGGAGACGAGCUCUUGAAAACAAUUCAGGAAUCUGAGGCCUUGGCAGUUUAUUUCUGGAACAAGACUCUUUGCGACCUAUGCAAUUCCAAGGCGUAUCGCAAGCAACAGGCUAAGAAACAUCUGGAGGUGGAUCCGGCAGUGGAGGAAGACACGGAAGAUAGUGAGGCAGACUCCUUGAAUGAUCAUAACCCUGACAAAAGUGACGAAUGUGACCAAUGCAAGGAGAUCUUGGAAGAGUUGGAGAACAUUGACGAUGAUUGUGAUCGUCACGGAAUCACCUUCGUCAAAACACAGGACUUUAAGGUGGCCAUGGAUUUUGGUGUGAGUGAUUUUCCAUCGCUAGUCUAUUUUGAACAUCAAGUGCCAAACGUGUUUGAAGGUAUCCUGACCGAGGAGGAGGAAGUGUUGCAAUGGUUGAUAACUCAGAGGACCGAGGACAGAAUUGAACUGAUAACAAGAGUAAUGCUGGAGGAGAUGGUGGAGGGAACUCAGUACCUGGCUGUGUACUUCUACAAGCUCAACUGCCACAUCUGUGAUGAGAUUCUAGAAGGGCUGGAGAAAAUUGACGAUGAGUGUGACGUGUUCGGUAUCCACAUGGUGAAGAUACAGGAUCCGCAACUCGCCAAGCGAUACUCCAUCAAAACAUUCCCCGCCAUGGUGUACUUCCGCAACGGAAACCCCCUGCUCUUUGAAGGUGACCUCCAAAAUGAAGAGUCUGUGCUGGAGUGGCUGGUAGACGAUGACAACAGAGAACUAGCAGACGAGAUAGAACAGGUCAACAACAGAAUGCUGGAACGUCUUCUUGACCAGUCUCUCUAUCUCGCUGUAUUUUUCUAUGAUGAAGAUUGUCCUGAAUGUGAUGAGAUUCUGGAAGAACUGGAAAUGAUUGAUGAUGAGGCAGAUCUGUAUGGUAUUGACAUGGUGAAAAUCUCAGAUCCAGAAGCAUCUGCUAGAUACAAUAUCAUCCACACGCCUUCACUGAUCUACUUCCGCAAGAGAGUUCCUCUAGCUUAUGAUGGUGAUUUACUGGACGAAGAAAAGCUUUUAGCCUGGUUGACAUCACAGGAGAUAUUUGAACUAAAAAAUGAAAUUGAAGAAGUUAAUAGAAAAAUGCUUGAUAAGCUGCUAGAUGAGAAUGAGUUCCUGGCAGUUUACUUCUAUGAAGUUGACAAUGAUGAGAGUAUGGAUGUGUUGGAACGGUUGGAGAAGAUCGACAGUGAGACAGACAACAUGGAUGUGACGAUAGUCAAGAUGGGCGACCCUCGCUAUGCCCGCAAGUGGGGCGUCACCAAACUUCCCUCGGUCGUCUAUUUCCGCAACCGAUUCCCCAGCAUCUACAGAGGUGGGUUUGAGAACGAGCUGGAUGUGCUAGAGUGGUUGCGCAAGAAUCGCUACAGACAACCUGAGCUGAAUCUCUUCAUGUACGCUUUGAUCGCCAUUACUCUCGCCUUCGUCAUGUACACCGUCUUCCUCAUCUACGGCUUCCAACAGCCGCCAAAGGUCGCGUGAGCUCAACUCGGCUCCUCACGGAGCUAACUUCCAACUGUUUGAAUCUCAUCGCAGUCGUGUUGCGAUUGUUAUCGGAAACAUAGUUUUUAAAAUAAAUUUUCCAUUUUUGAAAGCAAAAUUGACAAGUGAAUUACUAAAUUGACUUGGUGUUCUUAAAAUUUGAUGAAACUUUUUAACAAGUUAAACAGUGUUUUGGUUGGAGUUUUAACGACAUUUUUCACACCGAUCGGUGACACGUGUUAGCGUUGUUUACAUUUCAUUGCCGAGGGCCCGUGACAUAGUCACAACCUGUUCCAGCCCUGGGACCAAUUACGGAGAAGAGGCCUUGAUCACGUUAGAUGUAAUUAGGUAUAUUUGCCGGUGAAACUACUUUCCUUAUUUUUGUAAAAUAAGGGAAUCGUAAGUUUGAACGUGUAAACUCCCCGUUAAUAGUUGUUGAUUCCUAUUGUUUUGUAAAUAAUACGAUAUUGUUUUUUAAUAUUAAGUUGUUUAUUUGUCUUAAGCCAUGCGUUGUUUAAUGUAUAGUUUGAAGUGGGAUGUUAUAUACUGUUUGUGCCUUUAGUGGUGUAAAUCUAGUCCUCAUUCAAGAAACAUUAGUUAAGUUCCAAGUUUUUGUUGGUUACCAAAUUAAUCAGCCAUUUAUCAUGAAUUAAUCUUUAUUUCUAUUUAGUUAGAGGUUUUUAUCCGUCUGUUUUAUCAACCAGGUAAAAAGAUUCUAAUUGAGCACUUUACUAAUUAAUUUUAUACAUUAACAUGUUGAACAUGUCUUCUUUUCCAUGCAAUGGCCUUCAUAAACCCCGUUCAAAUUCAAUGACAAUUAUUAUAUCUCACAUUUCAUUACCGGUAACUUAUUAAUUUACUCACACUACACACCAACCUCCAGGAAAGUUUAUUGUGCUUGUAUUCAAUUGUAACAGUGAUAAAAGCAAACAAAAUCUCUUAGUAAAAUUAGCUUUUUCCAUUGUUAAAUUAACACACCGUGAUGCAACCACCCCAACCACAAACUAAUUUAGCAUUGACUGAUAUCAUUGCACAAAGAAGCACAACUUUAAAUUUGUUAUAAAAGUUGUUUUGUUCCACUAUCGUUUUUCAUAACUAAGUUACUAAAUUUAAAAAACAAUCUUCUUAUGCAUUUAAUUUUAUUCAACAACUGUCUAGUUUUAAAAUACACCUCCGUGGUUGAACCAUUGGCUGUAUGUACUCUUUUUGAAUAGAUUACAAUCAUCCAAUUAAAAGAUAUAAACCCAAACCCACUUUACGACAAAAAUAAAAGACUGAACAAAAUGGCUAUUAAAUUACAAUUAACAAAAAUGAGCAACAUUUUCAAUGAUUAUUUAUUAUUUAAACAAUUAUUUUGUUAUAAAUAUGCCCCCUGUUUCAAGAUUGAAUCCCCUAACUCAAUUGUCAGUCUCAUCUCAAGGUUUAUCUACAGUCAAUGGGUUAAUUUUUCCAAAGCGUUUUAUAAGUUUGUGGCCUUAAACUUUGCUACUCGUUGUAGUUUUUUUUUUUCACAAUCUGUAAAUAUUAGUGUAAUUCUGUGUACAAAUGAACAGAACAUUUGUAAAUAAAAUGUAUAAAUAAACGUCUGUUUAUUUAAUGGUU